UUCCACGAGUGUUUGGACAGCGCCUCAGGCCCAGGGUGGGGUUUUGAGGGGUGGUGCUGUGCAGGGCCAGGAGCUGGGCUCCGUGGGCCCUGUGGGUCCCUGCCAGCUUGCAGAGACAGUGAAUCUGUGCCAUGUGCCCUUCCCUUGUACAACCAGGAGCUGGGUCUGGGUACCCUGUAGGGCCGCCGGCACUUUGGAGCCGUUCCCAAGGCAGGGGGGCCGGGGGGGCCACCCCCUCCGUGCCCGGUCUGGCGGGACUUUCGGGUGUCCUUGUUUCUGGGUGAAUAAAAGCGUCUUUGUGCCGGGCCUCGGCGGAUCAGGUGUGGAGCCGGAGCCCGUCCCGUGACGCAGGUGCGGGCGGUGCUGGCAGCGCUCCCGGCCCGGGCCUUCCUCCCGCUCUGCCCGGGAUGAACCCUUCCCUCCGCCGGGUCCGGCCCGGGGCUGACGCAGGACCUGCCCUCCUCCAUCAAUAUUUGCUCUGCUGCCAGGAGGGAAGGCUCGCAGCGCUCCCGCAGGAGCUCCAGCCUCACACGUCCCCUCAGACGGUGCCGGGGCCCCGCGGAGCAUGAGGGACCGGCUGGCCGAGCUGCAGCAGCGAGCGGCGGCCGAGGGGGACCCGCACGACGACUCGCUGCGCUUCGACAACCCCGCGUUCGUCGGGGACGACGCCAGCCCCGUGGGCCGGGCGCUGCGGGAGGCGGCCGAGCUGUGGCGGGCGCUGGAGCGGCUGGAGCAGCUGUCGGAGAGCAUCGACAGGGCGCAGCAGUCGGUGCUGUGCUGCACCUCGGAGGAGAGCAUCGCCCGCGAGAAGAGCGGCCUCGGCGCGGCCCGGGCCGCCUUCGCCCGCCAGGCCGCGGCCCUGCAGCCCCAGCUGGGAGCGCUGCCGGCGGCCCCGGCCGGGGGCUCGGGGCGAGCGGGGCCCCGCGUCCGCCAGACCCAGCUGUGGCUGCUGCUGCGCCGCUACGGCGCCGUCCUCGCCCGCCACUACGCCCGGGAGAGCCGCUACCGGCACCGGCUGAAGGAGCAGAUCCAGAGGCAGGCGGAGCUGGCGGGCAUCAACCUGGGCGCCCAGGACGUGGAUGUGCUGGCCGAGAGCCCCCAGGGGCCUCGCAUCGUCGGCCGCGACCUGGAGGAGCUCAAGGCCAAGCAUCACCUGGGGCUGGCCCAGGCGCAGCAGCGGCAGCUGCUGGAGCUGGAGGCGCAGAUGCUGGAGCUGCGCGGGCUGUUCGUGCAGCUGGAGGGGCUGCUGGCCCAGCAGCACGGCGCUGCCGACAGCGUGGAGCAGCACGUCCUGCGCACCCUCGACUACGCGGCCCAGACGGGCGGCGGGGUGAAGAGAGCCGGCAAAUACCAGCGGCCGUCGCGGCGCUCGGCCCUGCUGGCGGCGGCUCUGGGCCUCUGCUCCUGCUGCCCCUGCCUGCCCUGCCCCGGCCGGCGCCUGCGCUGAGCCGGGGCUGCGGGGCGGAUUGCAGCGGCGCUCCGGGAUUCAGCCCGCGCUGAGCGAGGGACGCUGUCUGGUGGGAGGGAGGCUGUCCUGUGCUCCUUGAACAGUGGGGCAGCGACGGUGGACGAAACACUGAUGCUGAAGAUGGUGGCAAGCAUCAGCAGUUUAUUUUCCCACAGUACAACUUUUUAUACUUUUUCUCUGUAUCAUACGCAUAGCACGCACUCCUUUUUGCAUUAUAGUUGGCUAACAGACUAUGUGCAUCCGCCUUCCACCCUUCUGUAAUUGGUCAUAAACUUCUCCGUUUCUCGCUGUGGAUGUCAACACACAUCUGCAUUCCAUGCUUCUCCCUCAAAGUUGUUCAUCAGGCUUGCUCAAGGACCCAGCUGUAACUCAUCAAGGCCAAGGCUGCCCGCAGCCCCAUUCCUGUUCUCCUGCAGGGCACGAGAAGUGGACACCCUGUGUGCUGGUGCGAGGACCAUGCGUACCUCGUAUAAUGGUGUAAGGGCCAUGCACACCUUGAUGGCACAGAGACCAUCAAGCACAACUUGCUCAGGGAUGCAGGGUCCAUGCACACCUCACGGCAGCAUGGGGAUCACACACACCUUCCCUGAUGGCACAGGGGCCAUGCACACCUUGGGUGGCAGCACAAGGACCAGUUGCACCUUGCACAGCGAUGGACUAAACAUUCACACACCUCUCCUGGAAGCACGAGGACCAGGAAACUCUUGCACGGUGGCACAAGGACCACCAGCACCUUUCCUGAUGGCACAGGGACCCUGCACACCCUGCGUGGAGCGCAGGGACCAGGCACACCUUGUGCAUUUAUAUAAGGACAAUGCACACCUUGUAUAAUAAUGUAAAGACCACGCACACCUUUCUCGAUGGCACAGGGACCUUCCACACCUUUCUCAAUGGCACAGGCACCAAGAACACCUUGCACGGUGGCAUAGGGACCAGCACCUUUCCUGGUUGCACAGGGACCCUGCACACCUUGAUGGCAUCAUGGGGACCAUGCUCCUCCACUGCAACGCCCAGCCAAGAAAAGCACUUUUAGUGCUCCAAAACCCAACUUAGAACAGUAACAUUUCUUGGCUUUGUUACUGUUCCAAGGAGAGGGGGCAAAAAAGCCUGUGGAAGUUUUUUGGCAGCUCUGUGGUUACAUGUGAGGGGACUCAGUGGCUCGGUGCCACCAUAGAGCACCAUGAAAGCUCCUCCACCACAUCCCAAUCCUUAUUCUCCCCACUUCCUCUAAUUUCUACCCUGCAGGGGUUAUUUGGUGCAUUUGUGUUGCAUUUUGGUCGUUACUGGUUUGUGAGGCAGUGGGUCAGCUUUGGGCUGAGUGUUGCUCAUGGCUCAUGCCACACUCUGACACCAGGAGGGGAUUUGCACAUUUUUGGGGGAGAAUCUGUAGGCUUUUACUUUAACCUGCAAAUUGCCAAACCAGCCAAUAUCCCACACGUGCUGGAGAUGCUGGAAACCUCGAGUGGCUCUUUUUUCUUGUCCCCAUAUCGCCACCUGAAUUUCCCAAGAACUCUCAAAUUAGACCCUGGGGCCUGGUUAAGUUUUUUGGGACCCUUUGUGGAAGUCUCCUCUGUGUCCUAGCAAAUCCUGGCAGCUCAUCCCAGUGCUCUCAGCCACCCUUACAUUUAUUUUCAUCUUCUGGCUGAGCUUUAAUAAAAGCAUUUCUCAAUAACUUCUUGAGUGUGGAGAGUUAUUUCUUUGCAGCAAGGAGCCCAAAGCUAAGGAAGAGCAAAAAUUGAAUGACUUCUCAGUGUGUUGAUUGAGUUAAAUUCUUAGGAAUGUAGAAAACAAUUUUCAGGCUGAUAAAUUCAUAUUUUCUGUUGACCUGGAAGACCCUCACAUCAGGAAUAUCCAUCCCUGUGAGAGCUUUGGGGGCCAAGUUGAGUGGUCUCUGCUCCUGCCCUCUUCCUCUUUCUUUAUUUUCUAUUUGUGAGGUCUAAAUGAAUAUUCCUUUUUCAUUCAAAUUUGGAUGAAUGGGAGUUCAUGUUUAUUUU
Prinia subflava (tawny-flanked prinia) is the source of this 3462-nucleotide messenger RNA. Its product is annotated as syntaxin-1B-like. The transcript has a single exon. Gene Ontology annotation, biological process: exocytosis; intracellular protein transport; synaptic vesicle fusion to presynaptic active zone membrane. The coding region runs from base 566 to 1447 and encodes 293 amino acids. Gene Ontology annotation, molecular function: SNAP receptor activity; SNARE binding. Gene Ontology annotation, cellular component: SNARE complex; presynaptic active zone membrane; endomembrane system. The record is from RefSeq and is a predicted model, not a curated record. Lineage: Eukaryota; Metazoa; Chordata; Aves; Passeriformes; Cisticolidae.